Messenger RNA from Eublepharis macularius, 3499 nucleotides. RefSeq names its product zinc finger protein 397-like. The transcript is spliced from 4 exons. Gene Ontology annotation, molecular function: DNA-binding transcription factor activity, RNA polymerase II-specific; RNA polymerase II cis-regulatory region sequence-specific DNA binding. The record is from RefSeq and is a predicted model, not a curated record. NCBI's taxonomy places the organism in Eukaryota, Metazoa, Chordata, Lepidosauria, Squamata, Eublepharidae. The coding region runs from base 168 to 2483 and encodes 771 amino acids. Gene Ontology annotation, biological process: regulation of transcription by RNA polymerase II.
AGCAGCUGCCCAGCAGGAGGUGAAUGGCGGCCUCGUGGGAAGAUCCGCUCCAGAACGACAUCGCCACCCAUUCUUAACACCCUUCCAGCCUGGAAACUCCAGUAACCUGCAGAGGUCUUGAGAGAAUUCACAAGACGAUCCUGUGGUAACUGUUUGCUUUGGACAAAAUGGCUGCUGAGCACAGAGCACCAUCUGGUUUGGGGGUUGAGUUCCAGCCCCAACUAGAGCAGGAGGCACUGUUUGAAAGGGAGUUGGGGGAGCUGGAACGGGCAGGCCCUGUUAUGAGGCAGGAAAUGGGGGAGCUGGAGGUAACAGGCCCUGCUGCUUUGGGGGAGGAAAUGGAGGAGCCAGGGUCAGUAAAACCCGGGACAGAAGAGGUAAUGGAGGGGCUGGAGAAAGAGGGCCCAAAGCAGGAGCCAGAAGAGUGGGAGAAAACUCCUGGGGUCUCUCAGGCAGAGCGUGUUGGGGAUUCUGUGCCAGGAUGGCAAGAGCAACUUAAACAAGACCCCAGCCUGGGGCUUCUUCCACAAAGGGAUGCCAGAGAGAGACAGGCAGUCCUCCCAAAAGCAGAGUCUCCUGGGUUUGACAGCAGGAUGCCCCAGAUGGCAGAGUCCUCAUGCCAGGAGGCUACUCAGACUUUUCUGGCCUCCAUUAAAAGAGAGGCAGAUGACAGCCAGUACCCCUCAGAGGAGUGGGAGGUCCCAACACAGCCAGGCUUGGGUGAGGAAGCCCCUAGGCUGGGAAAUGUCUCUGAGAAAAUGGAGGAAGAGGUCCCGGAUGAGGACACAGUUGUCUCAGAGAUACAGCGCCAGCACUUCAGGCAGUUCCGUUACCGUGAGGCCGAAGGUCCCCGCGAGGCCUGCAGCCGACUUUGGUUCCUUUGCUGCCGGUGGCUGAAGCCAGAGAGACACACUAAAGAGCAGAUCAUGGAGCUGUUGGUUCUGGAGCAAUUCCUGGAUAUCCUACCCUCAGAGAUCCAGAGCUGGGUCAUGGAAGGCUGCCCGAAGACCUGCGCCCAGGCGGUGACCUUGGCGGAAGGUUUCCAGCCAAGGAAACGGGUGCCUGAGAGGCAUGAUGAGCAGGUCAAGGUGUCAACUAAAGAAGGAAUCCCAGAUUUCUCCGAGACAGAGCAGGCUCUAUUGCCUUGCAAGCUGAAGCCAGUUGGCAGGGAGGCUGGGACAGAGGGUGGCUCUGGGGGUGUGAACUUGACAGGGGAGCAACUGUCGGCUACGAGUAAGGAUGAGGCGAGUAAUCAACGUGAUGGUUCUGGUGAGGACGAAACCAACAGGGUUCUGAUGGGCCGUGCUGAAGAGGAAGUUUCUCGGUGCAAGGAGCCGACAGAAGCUUCUGGAAGUUGGCAAAGUCCAGAACAGCCUCAGAGGAAUUCUCCAGGGAAAAAAACAGAAACGCUUCACAGAAGUGAGGAAACUCUGAGUGGAAGUGCCGGCCAACAGAAAGUCCACAUGGUGAAGAGUGAGUGUGUGGAGGAUGAGAGCAGCUUGGUGGACAAUUCAGACAUAAUUGAAUUUAAGGUGACCCACACAGGUGAUAUGCCCUAUAAAUGCUUGGACUGUGGGAAGAGCUUCAAUUACAGCACCAGCCUGGUGAGACACCAGAGAAUCCACACAGGGGAGAAACCGUACAAAUGCUUGGACUGUGGGAAAUGCUUUUGCCAAAGUUCAGGCCUCUCAAUCCACCAGAGGAUCCAUGCCGGGGAGAAAGCAUAUCAGUGUUUGGACUGCGGGAAAAGCUUCCGUGUGAAGUCACACCUGAUUCGGCACUCCAUCAUCCACAAGGGAGAAAAACCGUACAAAUGUCCUGAAUGCGGGGUUAGCUUCUGCGAAAGAUCAGAGCUGAGAAUCCAUCAGAGAAUCCACACGGGAGAGAAACCAUACAACUGUGCUGACUGUGGGAAAAACUUCUGCCGGAAGGCAGAUCUCACUCUCCAUCAGAGAAUCCACACAGGAGAGAUGCCGUACACGUGCUUGGAGUGUGGGAAAGGCUUCCGCUGGAGCUCAAAUCUCAUUACUCAUCAGAAAACCCACACAGGGGUGAAACCAUUUGAAUGUGCUGAAUGUGGGAAAAGUUACUACUCCAACAUGAGCCUGGUUAGGCACCAGAGAGUUCACACAGGAGGGACCCCAUAUAUCUGCUCUGACUGUGGGAAGAGCUUCUGUGAUAGCACUAGUCUGACCAGACAUCAGAAGAUCCACACGGGGGAGAAGCCGUACACCUGCACAGACUGUGGGAAAAGCUUCAACCGCAACUCAAAUCUCAUUUCCCAUCAGAGGACCCACACGGGAGUGAAGCCAUUCCUGUGCGUUGACUGUGGGAAAAACUUCCGAUCCAAAUCGGAACUUCACAGGCAUUACACGGUCCAUGUGGGAGAGAAAAGUCUGGGGGGUAACCCAGGGGCUCCUGCACCGGAGAGAACUGACAGCGAAGAGAAAAACAGCAGUGAACAGAAGGUUAUGAAGGAGUAAAUGGGGAGCGGUGGGAGGAGAAAUCCUGCCGUAAUUAGAAACUAAAAUCACUCCGCUUAUCACCCCACAUAAAGCCCAUCAACAUUCUUGUUUUGCAGAGGAUGAGUAAAAAAAAAAAAAGCUCAAAGCUUUGCAUUCCCAUCUUGAGGAAUAAUUUCCAGUUUCCAACAUCCCAGCAAUUUGCGGUACCCUUGACUAGAAACCUGUGGCCUUCGGUGCCACUGAAUGUGCUGCCGUCACUUGUCGCUGCCGAUCUUUUUUCUUUCCUUCUUUGUCCUUCCUCUUCCGAAUAUUGUAAGAACAAUAUCGUCCAUGUGCUGAUUAAAUCAGGUCUCUGAUCUCUGCAUGUUCUCACAUCUGAAUUUAAACCGUUUUUUCCCCUUACAAUACACGAAUCCUUUUUUUUGUUGUUCUUUUAUUUGUAGAGGCCGGCUCUCCCGCAUGCUCUUAAGGAGUUCAAUUAUAAGGUGGAGCUUCAAAUGCAUUUGGAUGAGGUCAUAUUCGAGGGCCGGUCUUGCUCUGGGUGCUUCCGUACCUUGAUAUGUGAAGCCUUAAUGGCCUGAGCCAAUAAUUUCUCUAAACCUGGAGACUAACAGGGAAAUAUGGCCAUCUCUGGAUCUCAUCGGAUCUUUCAGGGGCCACUUGAUUUCACAAAUCACGUGAGGCUUGUUUCUCAGAUAGCUAGCGACAGUAUACAGUUCAUACUUAAAGUAUUUAAGCCACGUAGCAUUCUUUUCUUUUUUGAAAGUACUUUUAAGUUAUUAGGAAGUGCUGAAAAGCAGAAUUAAAUAAGUUUCGUAUGAAAUUUCCUUUGCUCUUUGUUCUGUUUGGAAAAUGCGUUCCUCGCAACCCUUUCAAGGUUUCUUUCCAAUUUCCCUUGUCUGUGUGCCUCUCAAUGAAGAUAAUGUUCUUUUAGUAUAAUAUGUUGCAUGACAUUUUCCUCAGGUGGCAACUUCCCUCCCCCUACAAUAGCUACAUGUUCUGCACAUUUUACUUAGUAAAAAUCAUUCAUCUGU